UGCUCCAAUAAAGGCUCUCAUGAUUUGGCAGCAAGCCUGCCUCGGAGGCUCUGCCUCUUUGCACCGCAUUGGCUGAGGCUGCUGUUCAUAAGUGCAGCUAAGGGAGGGGGGCCUGUCUUUCGGGGGGAGUCAAACAGAAGCAGCAGGAACAUGACAGCUGUGCUGGAGGGAGGAUUGAAGCCCUUCUGGGCCUGGCUGGGAGUGGAGUUCUACCGGGUUUUUUACCUGGUGGCCGUGUUCUGCUUGACCUGCUUGCUGUUGAAAGCCAUUCAGCUGUAUCACAGGAAGCAGGAAUUGAUCAAAGCGUUCAGAAGGUUCCCCGGCCAUCCGACCCACUGGCUGUAUGGCCACGUCCACGAGCUUCUACAAGAAGGGGAGGUUUUAAACAAAGUAGAGGCCUGGAGCCAGAAGUACCCGUAUGCCUUCCCCAUCUGGUUUGGGAGUUUCUCAGCAUUUUUAAACAUCACCCACCCUGAUUAUGCGAAGGUCUUAUUUGCCAGAGGAGAUCCCAAGGACAACGUUAGCUAUCAUCACUUAGUUCCAUGGAUUGGGAAAGGAUUAUUAGUCUUACAUGGGCCCAAGUGGUACCAGCAUCGUAAACUGCUGACUCCAGGGUUUCAUUAUGACGUGCUGAAACCUUAUGUGCCAUUGAUUUCUGAUUCUACCAAAGUGAUGCUGGACAAGUGGGAGGAGCUGGUCACCCAGGAUAAGUCGGUGGAGCUCUUUGAACACGUCAGCUUGAUGACUCUCGACAGCAUCAUGAAAUGUGCCUUCAGUUGUCAUAGCAACUGCCAGACCGACAGGGAGAAUUCCUACAUCCGAGCGGUCUUUGAUCUCAGCUACUUGGUGCAUCAGCGGCUGCGCAUCUUCCCGUACCACAAUGAUCUCGUUUAUCGGCUCAGCCCCCAUGGUCUCCAAUUCAGGAGGGCCUGCCAGCUUGCGCACCGCCAUACAGACAAGGUGAUCCAGGAGCGGAAGGAGUCUCUCAAGGACGAGCGAGAACGUGAGAAGGUCCAGAAGAAGAGGCACUUGGACUUUCUGGAUAUUCUUCUCCAUGCCAAAGAUGAAAACGGCGCUGGACUGUCCGACGAAGACCUACGCGCCGAGGUGGACACGUUCAUGUUUGAGGGGCACGAUACCACGGCCAGUGGGAUCUCCUGGCUCUUGUACUGCAUGGCCCUGUACCCAGAGCACCAGCAGAGAUGUAGAGAAGAGAUCCAGGAGAUUGUGGGAGACCGGACUACUAUCCAGUGGGAUGACCUCAGUAAGAUGACAUAUAGCACCAUGUGCAUCAAGGAGAGUCUUCGCCUGUACCCUCCCGUACCUGGAGUGUCCCGACAGCUCAGCAAACCCAUCACAUUCCACGAUGGACGUACCUUACCAGAAGGCUCCUGGGUUGCAGUAAGCAUCUAUCUCAUUCACAGAAACCCAAGUAUAUGGAAAGAUCCACUGGUGUUUGAUCCGUGGAGAUUUUCUCCAGAGAACAUAUCCGACAGACAUUCUCAUGCCUUCCUGCCUUUUGCCGCUGGGUCAAGGAACUGCAUCGGGCAGCAGUUCGCCCUGAACGAGAUAAAGGUGGCCCUGGCCCUGACUCUGCUCCGCUUCGAACUCUCACCGGAUCUGGCCAACCCCCCGACCCGAAUACCUCAGCUCAUCCUGCGCUCCAAGAAUGGGAUUCACCUGCACUUGAAGAAAGUCCCUGGAGGCUGAAAUCGCGCCGUUCUAGGUGCGGGAAAGGGAAGGAGUUGAUAACGGGGUGCCACUUGAAUCAGACCAAGGCGUGAGUUCUCAUAAGCCAGCUCUUGGGCCCAAAGAUCUUCAUCCUCCUUCUCCUGCUACCGUCAGCCAAAGGCCCCUUUUGGCCUGCAUCGAUGUGCCAGAUGUAGCUGGUUUAAUAAGAGGCCUGGGUCUUAUUGCCCGCGAUGAUUUUAUUCUGCCCAGUAAGUGGUCCCCUUGGAACAUCUGCACCUGCUCUGAUAUUGCCUCUUCAUAGCCUUUGACUGGCUUCUUCUCCUCUGCCACACGGGUGUUCUGCCUGGCACCCCGUGAAGUGUUUCCCUUGAUGCCAAUGGGCAUUGGCUCAGCCCCAAUGUUCUAGGGGUAUGUCUACACUACCACCCUAGUUUGAACGAGGGUG
This is a messenger RNA of Pelodiscus sinensis (Chinese soft-shelled turtle), 2137 nucleotides long. RefSeq names its product cytochrome P450 4B1-like. The record is from RefSeq and is a predicted model, not a curated record. NCBI's taxonomy places the organism in Eukaryota, Metazoa, Chordata, Testudines, Trionychidae. Gene Ontology annotation, molecular function: heme binding; monooxygenase activity; iron ion binding.